AAGGGAGACAACGGAGGGAAAAACUGAAUGCUUAUCCAUCUGAACCACUCAUGACACCAGCCAAUGAGCCACGAAAUGGUGUCUGUGGUUGUCCCCAGCACCUUCUCCAGCAUCACCAAGGUCUCAACUGCAGGGAGACCGUCGACGCCACAGUCAACCACAGCGUCUUCCCGCACCUCUCUUCAGCAAAUGUCAGCCACCACCCAGAUGCCUCAGACCUGGAGUGUAGGAACUCGCGGAGGAUCUGAAACCAUGAGCUCGGUGUCCUCCCAGGCGACCUACUCCUUCUCGGCGCUCACACCCCCACCUCUUCUAUCCACACCAAAGGGGCACACAUCUCCACAAACCGCCCACGCCCUGUCACCUUCACACACCAGCAAAACCCUCAUCUCCACCGCAUUCGGCGACAGCCACCAGAGCCACACAACAAUGGCCACCUUGUCACCUGGCACCAUAGGAGGGCCACCUGCUGUCGGUUCCACCACCUUGAGACCCGUGGCCUCCCAUUCCCCUGCCACAGUCUUGCCCACCAGUGGAGAAGUUCCGACAUCAAGCACGAGCUCAGCCACCGAAGACAACAUGGCCGCAGUGGUCAUUCCCCCUGUACAUUCCGACAGUGUCUCUUUGUUAAACACCACCCAAGUCCCUGCGUCCUCAGUGGCUGUCUCAAGCACUUCCAGCUCUCAGCAUCUUGCUACUACUACUCAUUCAUUAGACUCCAGUGACAACUCCACAAGAAAUUCAAUAGAUGUAAGUUUUGCAGUCAAUGACAGCAGGAGCACUGGUUCUGCACUGACAUCAUCAAUUUCACCUACAAUGUAUCCUCUGGUCAAGACCACCCUUCAAACUCCUGUAGCAUCCUCCAGUCCUGUCGGCCUCUGGAGCUCCAGCACCCUAUCCACAGGUCUCAACUCUCCUUUGUCUGUUACCAGCAUGUCCUCACCUUCCCCAGCAUCUUCACAGUCCCCUGUGAAGCCUGAGGCUUCAGUAACAAGCACAGCCUCACUGAGGACGGACAGUGGGAGCAGCACAGCAACACCGUUACCCUGGACAACCUCCCAGACCCUUCCCACCUCCACCCCCAGCCAUCCAACAGCUUUCCCAGUCCCUCCGCAGCCGCAGAAAGGCGUUUCCCUCUUCCGCUAUGGGCCGCGCGUCGGAGACCGGAAGCUUGUCAGGAGGACUCAGGACUUCACCUCACGGCUCUUCCAGCCCCAGAUCGGCUUCCCCCUGGGCUCCUCUCUCCGGAAUUCCCUCUACUUCACAGAUAAUGGCCAGAUCAUUUUCCCAGACUCAGACUACCAGAUUUUCUCCUACCCCCACCCACUCCAAAGACGCUUCACAGGCUGGGAACUUGUGGCCCUGGUGGCUCCGUUUUGGGACGAUGCUGACUUCUCCAGCGGCUGGGGAACCACAUAUUACCAGGAAUACGUGACACUCUAUGGUGAAUAUCACCCACUAGUCCGGCAGGUGGAGUCUUUGAUUAAAAAGUUCACAAACUCCAAGGACUACAAAGCCAGGUGGACCCUGAAGGUCACGUGGGUCAAUGCCCCCGCCUACCCCGCCAAGUGGACCUUCGGGACCAACACCUACCAGGCCAUCCUCUCCACGGAUGGAAGCAGGUCCUACGCCCUGUUCCUCUACCAGAGCGGCGGGAUGCGAUGGGAUGUGACCCAGCGCUUAGGCACCUCCGUCCUCAUGGGCUUCUCCAGUGGAGACGGGUAUUUCAAAAACAGCCCACUGAUGUCCCGGCCACUGUGGGAGAGGUAUCGUCCAGACCAAUUCCUGGAUUCCAACUCAGGCCUCCGGGGGCUGCAAAUCUACCGGCUACACAGGGAGCAAAGGCCCAACUACCGUCUCAUGUGCCUGCAGUGGUUGAAGAGCUCACCUCAGCGGCCCAGGUGGGGCAGGAACCAGAUCUCCUGCCCUUGCUCCUGGCAGCAGGGACUUUGGGACUUACGAUUCCAGCCCAUCAGCAUAGGCAGGUGGGGCCGGAGCGGCAAGCAGCUGUGCCGCUUCUCCUCCUGGCAGGGAGGCGUGUGCUGCAGCUACGGGCUCUGGGGAGAGCUUCGAGAAGGCUGGAGAGUGCAGAGCCCUUGGCAGUUUGACCGCGAACUGGAGCCGUAUAACUGGUGCUGCCGCUGGAAUGACAAGCCCUACCUCUGCACCCAGUACCGGCAGAGGCGUCCCUGCAUUGGCUGUGCUGGAUACAGGCCCCCACGGCCAGCCUGGCUGUUUGGGGACCCCCACAUCACUACUUUGGAUGGUGUCAAUUACACCUUCAAUGGGCUGGGGGACUUCCUGCUGGUCCGGGCCUGGGAUGGAAACUCCUCCUUCCUGCUGCAGGGCCGCACUGCCCAGAUGGGCUCUGUCCAGGCCACCAACUUCAUUGCCUUUGCAGCUCAGUACCACUCCAGCAGCCUGGGCCCCAUCACAGUUCAAUGGUUCCUUGAGCCCAAUGACACUAUCCGUGUUCUGCUCAAUAACCAGACUGUGACAUUUGAGACUAAGCAUGAAGAUGGAGAAGACUGGGAGAUAUUCAAUGCCACUGGGAUCUUCCUGACCCGCAACAGCUCCCUGGUGUCAGCCAGCUUCGAUGGGACAACAGCCAUCACAGUCACUGCUCUCUCCAACAUCCUCCAUGCCUCCUCCAGCCUCCCAGAGGAGUAUCAAAACCACACAGAAGGCCUCUUGGGGGUCUGGAACGACAAUCCAGAAGAUGACUUCAGGAUGCCCAAUGGCUCCACCCUUUCCCCAGAGAGCUCUGAGGAGACGCUUUUUCACUACGGAAUGACCUGGAAAAUCAAUGAAACAAGCCUCCUUGGCGAGAGGAAAGACCAUCUGCCCUCCAACUUCACCCCUGUCUUCUUUUCCCAACUGUGGAGAAACAAAUCCUUGCAUGAAAAUGUCGUCUCCAGCUGUAAUGGGCAGAGACAGUGCAUCUAUGACGCCCUGCUCACCGGUGACACAAGCACUGGACUUCACACGAUGAUGCUCUUUAAAAGAUACCAGGAGAUGAACACCACCCUCAAUAAGUACCCACCCACUAUUAAUGGAUCUCAUGUGCUUGAAGCCUACCGAGGGCAGACCAGGCUGUUUCAGUACACCAGCAACGCUGAGGAUGUCACAUUCUCUCUUGGAAACAACUGUGCUGAUGUUAAGCUCUUUGAGAAUGGAACAUUGCUAUGGACACCAAAGUCAUUGACACCAUUCAAUCUGGAGAUUCUAGCAAGAAGCGCCAAGGUUGGCUUGUCAUCCCUACUCCAGCCCAAGACCGUGGUCUGCAAUUGCAGUGCAGAGAGCCAGUGUGUAUAUAACAUGACCAGCAGGGUGGGCAAUUCCUCUCUGGAGAUGGCUGGUUGCAAAUGUGAUGGGGACACCUUUGGCCUCUACUGCGAACGCUCCAAGGACCCCUGUGAGGAGCAAUGCUUCCCGAAUGUCAGCUGCAUUCCUGGGCAGGGCUGCGAGGCCUGCCCUCCAAACCUCACUGGGGAUGGGCGUCACUGUGCAGCUCUGGAGAACUCUUUCCUCUGUCAGAACAAGUCUUGUCCUGUGAACUACUGCUACAACCACGGCCACUGCUACAUCUCCCAGACUCUGGGCUGUGAACCCACAUGUACCUGCCCCCCGGCCUUCACCGACACCCGCUGCUUCCUGGCUGGGAACAACUUCACUCCAACGGCGAGUCCAGAGCUUCCCUUAAGAGUCAUCCAGAUCUCACUCAGUGAAGACCAAAAUGCCUCCAUGACAGAUGUCAACGCCUCGGUGGCAUACAGACUGGGGACCCUGGCGGUGCGGGCCUUUCUCCAGAACAGCAAAGUGGAGCUAAUCCGUUCCCUAGCACCAGCCUCAGGAAGCUCCACUCAACACUGGAAGGUCAUCUCAGAGUUCCAGUACCGCCCCUGGGGCCCUGUCAUUCACUUCUUGAACAACCAGCUGCUGGGCGCAGUGGUGGAGGCAUUCUUACACCAGGUGCCGGCCAGGAGGUCAAAGAGGAGUGAGGGGUCCAGGAACAAUGUGGUCUUCCACCCCAUCUCCAGAGAAGACGUGCGUGAUGAGAUGGCUCUGAACUUGAGCACGCUGAAGACUUACUUCAGCUGUAGUGGCUACAAGGGCUACCACAUGGUCUACAGCCCCGAGAGCGGCCUCACCUGCGUGUCCCCGUGCAGUGAGGGCUUCUGUGAUCACGGUGGCCAGUGCCAGCACCUGCCGGAUGGGCCCCGCUGCAGCUGUGUGUCCUUCACCAUCUACACCGCCUGGGGCGAGCGCUGUGAGCACCUGAGUGUGAAACUCGGCGCGUUCUUCGGGAUCCUCUUUGGGGCCCUGAGCGUCCUCUUGGUGCUCGGGGUCGCGGUCUUUGUGGUCCUGCGCUUCUGGGGCUGCUCCGGGACCAAGUACUACGACUACCGCCUGGACUCGGAAAGCUGAGGCCUCGCCCAAAGGGACAGCUGUGGCCUAGGAUACCUCAGGGCCCACCCCAUCCUCGCCGCACACUUCAGGAGCCAUUGCUUUGCGGAGGCGGAAGGGGAAGGUGACUGAAGAUGAUCGGGAUUCUUCAAAGAGAAUGAAUAACGGGUAUAAGGACAACACUGCCUGUCAGUAGGCACAGGCACACGGGAAGAGGCCAUAAAGACCAAAUACACGAAUGGAUGGGGUCUUCACACACACACACACACACACACACACACACACUCACAGGGAAGACACUGGCCUAUGCACACACACAUACACACAUCACACAGCAGAAUUAAUAAUGGUGUGAUAGCCUUAAUUUAAGCACAGUGCUUCUGCACACAAAACUCUGGUUUACUUCUAAUUAAAGUCUAUUUAAAUAAA
Messenger RNA from Microcebus murinus (gray mouse lemur), 4836 nucleotides. The record is from RefSeq and is a predicted model, not a curated record. Lineage: Eukaryota; Metazoa; Chordata; Mammalia; Primates; Cheirogaleidae.